CGGUCACGGUGUUAUCGCCUUCUCCGUCUUCUACCCUAAACCCUGAAACCUUAUCCCUAAGAAGCACAGAGCAGUCAAAAAAAUUUCAAGCGUUAGCCAUGGCUGCCUCCGCUUCUUCUCUUGCACUCUCCUCCUUCAACCCUAAAUCCCUUCCUCUCUGCGUCUCCAAACCCGCUUCGUUCUCUUUCUUACCUCUUUCCGUCUCGUUUAAACUUCAAUCCGGACCCGUCAAGGCCUCUCUCUUCGCUUCCUCCGCCGCGAAAUGCCUCUCCGCCGGUUAUUUCCCGUCGCGGUUCGUGAGAAAAGUCGCCGUUUCCUCGGACUUCGAGGUGGAGGAAGACGGUGCCGAGGAGGAGGAGCCUGGCUUCUCUCCUGAUCUGAAGCUCUUCGUGGGUAAUCUUCCGUUUAGUGUCGACAGUGCUAUGCUCGCUGAGCUGUUCGAGAGCUCGGGAUCUGUUCAGAUGGUUGAGGUAAUUUACGACAAGACGACUGGCAGAAGCAGAGGUUUUGGGUUCGUGACAAUGUCUUCCAUUAAGGAAGUUGAGGCAGCAGCUCGACAGUUCAAUGGCUAUGAAUUUGAAGGCAGACCCUUGCGAGUGAACGCGGGUCCUCCACCAAGGAGGGAAGAAUCCUUUUCCAGAGGGCCCAGAACCAGCUUCCCUGGUUCAGGUUCAGGUUCAGGUUCGGGUUCAGGUUCAGGUUCGUCAAACCGUGUUUACGUGGGCAACCUUGCCUGGGAAGUAGAUGACAUGGCACUCGAGAGCUUAUUCAGCGAGCAAGGAAAGGUGGUUGAGGCCAGGGUCAUAUAUGAUAGGGACAGUGGUAGAUCCAAGGGUUUUGGAUUUGUGACAUACAGCUCUCAUCAAGAAGUGAAAAACGCCAUCAGAUCCUUGAACGGUGCUGAUCUUGACGGCAGACAAAUACGAGUCUCGGAGGCCGAGGCUAGGCCGCCAAGACGCCAAUUUUGAAGCACCCACGUCAGUGCCUAUCCUUGGACGGCACUUAUAAGCAUAUGGGUUUUGUGGGAUGAUGAUGAUGCAUGUUCAGACCGCAUGCUCGGAUCAUGUCUGGGAUGCAUGAAGUGAUGGAACGGUCCUUUCUGGGAACUUUGGGUUAGGGUUUUCAGGCUGAGGGCUCCUUACGUUCUCUGUCUAUGUGAAUGCUGGGAUUGACUGCUUCGUUUUGGCAUUGUGGCUUAUGUUCAGAUCCUUUUCGCCAUGAAAUUUGUACGCUGGUUGUUUUGUUUUAUUUUAUUUUAUUUUUAAAGAAACCCGCUCUUAUAUUAUCCACUUGUGUGAGUGUUAACAAUAAAAAAUCUUUUUGGA
This is a messenger RNA of Tarenaya hassleriana, 1325 nucleotides long. RefSeq names its product RNA-binding protein CP29B, chloroplastic-like. NCBI's taxonomy places the organism in Eukaryota, Viridiplantae, Streptophyta, Magnoliopsida, Brassicales, Cleomaceae. Gene Ontology annotation, cellular component: cytosol. Gene Ontology annotation, molecular function: mRNA binding. The record is from RefSeq and is a predicted model, not a curated record. The transcript is spliced from 5 exons. The coding region runs from base 99 to 968 and encodes 289 amino acids.